Molecule: messenger RNA, 2752 nt
Organism: Anolis sagrei ordinatus
Lineage: Eukaryota; Metazoa; Chordata; Lepidosauria; Squamata; Anolidae
Gene: ATMIN
Product: ATM interactor
Biological process (GO): regulation of transcription by RNA polymerase II
Cellular component (GO): nucleus
Molecular function (GO): transcription cis-regulatory region binding; DNA-binding transcription factor activity, RNA polymerase II-specific
Source: RefSeq, a predicted model, not a curated record
AUGGCGGCGGCGGCGCGGUGCCUGUCGCGGAGGGGCGUGGGGCUCGGGCGGCCUCCUCGCCGCGGAGGGCUUCUUUCCUCGCCAUCAUCCCCCUCGCCUGCCUCCACCUCGCCGUGGGAGCUGGUGAGGCCCUCGGUGGCGGAGCUCUCCCGGGCGGUGCGGAGCCACAUCCCCUGCUCGGUGCCCGGCUGCGGGAAGGUGCUGCCCAACCCGCCGGCGCUGAGCAUGCACCUCAGCAAGGCCCACCGCCUGGUGCCUCCUCCUCAGGAUGGAAAAAUAAAUCCUGCAGUAAGAAAAGACUUGAAAACACCACAGAAGUACUACUGCUGUCCUAUUGAAGGCUGUCCGAGAGGGCCACAAAGGCCCUUCUCACAGUUUUCACUUGUACGACAGCACUUCAUGAAAAUGCAUGCUGAAAAAAAGCAUAAAUGUGACAAGUGUAGCAAUUCCUACGGCACUGUGUGGGACCUUAAGCGGCAUGUUGAGGACUGCGGCAAGACCUUCCAAUGCACCUGUGGGUGUCCCUAUGCCAGCAGGACAGCACUCUUGUCUCACAUUUAUAGGACUCAGCAUGAAAUCCCUGCUGAACACCGGGAUCCACCUAGUAAGAAAAGGAAAUUAGAAACCUCAAUAUCCAAUCAGCUGCUGGGAGAAAAAGUGAAAGAGGCACCUGCCGGUAUCCAGACGGAAUUCACUCACUCUAAAGACUUUGAGACUUCUGAGAUCAAACCAGCAGCUUCCUUUGAGGAUUCCAACCAAUCCUAUACAACGAAACAAACACAAACACAGCCAAAAAAUGCACCAAAGUUGCUUCUGCCAAAACCAAAAGUGGCUUUGGUUAAACUCCCUGUAAUGCAGCUUACUCACUUGCCUGUCUUUGUAUCAGCACCGGACUCUUCUGUCAAACCUGUUGUCGUUGCUGUUGAUAACAAAGGCUCUGUGAUGAACACUGUUCACUUAAUGCCUCUGCCUGUCGUAUUUAUGAUGCCUGCGCUGGAGACUGAAACAAAUGCACUUAAAAGUUCCCUGCCCUUUUCUAAAACCAAAAACACAGGCGGCGUGGAGCCAGUCAGCACGGGGGUCCAGGUCAAUUUGGGUAAAGUUACGCCAUCAGGUAAUGCAAUGCAAGGUCUGGAGGCCAUAUGCUACAAGAAUGGGAUUUGCUCCACAAACGUACAGACUGAUUUAUCUUACAUUUCACAGAACUUUGUGCCUUCUGGAGCCUGGGCUGCCGAUUCCUCUGUCUCGUCUUGCUCUCAGACAGACCUGACGUUCAGUUCGCAGGUUUUGCUGCCAAUUAGUGUACAGACACAGACUCUGUUACCUUGCUCAAAGCUGACUUCCUCCAUCGCUGCUCAGACCGACACACUCGCUCAGGCUUGUUUCCAGUCUGGUGUUAUUUCACGGGAGACUCAGACCAAUAGGUCACAGAAAGAUAAGGAUGGGAGAGUACAAAUGGACCAGUCUGUGAUGUGCAAUGACAUUUUUGACAGUGUCAGCUCAUCAUUUAACGAUUCAAGCCCCGUGGCUCUUUCGGGCCCCAACUUAGUGUCAACAAGCCUGGGUCAAAGUGUGUUACAAAGAGGAAGCUGCAGGUCUUUGAAUCAGGAGACAAAGUGUGAACCAAUGAUCAGCUUCAGUGCACAGAAUAAUAUUAUGACAGACAAUCAGACCCAGACAAUGGAGUUACUGAAUGAUCUCGAAACUAUUUUUUCAAGUAAUACAGCAGGACAGCCAUUGGAUAACCGUACUCUGUUGGCAGACACUAAUUCAAAUUCCAACACUCCCCUUCCUUCUGGCUCUGCACAGAAUGCAGGAAUAGAUUUCGACAUUGAGGACUUCUUCACUGCCUCCAAUAUCCAAACGCAGACAGAAGAGACCAAGCUUGAUAACUUGAGCACUGAGCCCGUUUUGGAAUCUCUAGAUAUUGAAACUCAGACGGAUUUAUUUUCAGAUGAUGCCAUACAGCCCUAUAACUGCAGAAAUAAUCCCAGUUUCUUGGCUUUGGAGAUGUUUGACACACAGACCCAGACGGACUUAAAUUUCUUUCUAGACAGCCCCUAUCUUUCCUUGGGGAGCAUCCUGAAGCAGUCUGCCUUCUCUAUGAGCACAGAUUCGUCUGAUACAGAAACACAAACAGAAAUGCAGUUUCCUGAGCGGAGUGCCUCCAACCAAAUGGCGGAAUGCAAAGUGGAACUGAGCAGCGCUGAAACCCAGACCAUGGAUAGCUGCUUUGAAACUUUAGGCAGCUUAUUUCUCACCAGCAACGAGACCCAGACAGCGAUGGAUGACUUUCUUUUAGCCGACUUGGCCUGGAAUACAAUGGAAUCACAGUUCAGUUCAGUGGAGACACAGACUUGUGCAGAAUUGUGCUCUUUGUUUCAAAGUACUGAUAAGACAAGCCCGUGAGUGCUUUUUGUGAACUCUGCCUUUCCUGAGGAUUAUGUUAUGUGCGGGUCGGAGAAACUGAUCCUGGCGUCCAUUCUCAUGAAUGUAACAGAACUUAUAAGUUGGUUUACAAACCUUGUCUUAUUAUGAAGUACUUCUAACUGCUACGUGUUCAUCAUUAAUAUGACUCCUGCGUACGUUUGUUCCCUGUAUCUUAUUGCUAUGUAUUUGAACCUUUCAUGACUAAUGAGUCAUCUGGUGCCUACCUCUGCUCCUUACUCAUCGCCUUUAGUCAUGCCUGUCCUCUGAGUUUGACACUACGGCUGCAAACUUUAAAGUCAUUUAUUGUGAGUAAUUGCUGUGC